AUGGAUAUCCGCCUGCUCCGCUCCAGCGACAUCCCGCUGAUCCAGCAUGCCAACCUCGAGAACCUGCCCGAGAACUACUUCAUGAAGUACUACCUGUACCACGCCCUGUCCUGGCCCCAGCUGUCCUUUGUCGCCGUCGACGUCAGCCGCCCCAAGAAGACCCCCUACGACUACCCCAAGAUCGUCGGCUAUGUCCUGGCCAAGAUGGAGGAGGAGCCCACCGACGGCGUCCAGCACGGCCACAUCACCAGCUUGUCCGUCAUGCGGACGCACCGCCGCUUGGGCAUUGCUGAGAAGCUGAUGAGGCAGAGUCAACUCGCCAUGGUCGAGACCUUUGGCGCCCACUACGUCUCGCUGCACGUGCGCGUCAGCAACAAGGCCGCCAUCCACCUGUACAGCGUGACGCUGGGCUUCGACCGCGAGAAGACCGAGGCCAAGUACUACGCCGACGGCGAGGACGCCUACUGCAUGAAGCUGGACCUGUCGGCCAUCCGCGACCAGAUCCAGGAGGCCCGCCAGGCCGGCCCGGACGCCGAGCCCGAGGACGAGGGCGAGCCCGUCGGCGACGUCGGCAAGGCCGGCGACGAGGGCAAGCAGGGCCAGGACCUCGCCGCCCGCCCCAAGGAGCAGAAGCGCAAGGUCAAGGUCGGCCGCGCCCUCGGCGUCGCCGGCCUGGUCGAGAAGGACGAGAGCAGCGCUGGCGGUGCCGCCAAGAACCCCUAG
Messenger RNA from Neoarthrinium moseri, 723 nucleotides. RefSeq lists its product as uncharacterized. NCBI's taxonomy places the organism in Eukaryota, Fungi, Ascomycota, Sordariomycetes, Amphisphaeriales, Apiosporaceae. Gene Ontology annotation, biological process: N-terminal peptidyl-glutamic acid acetylation. The record is from RefSeq and is a predicted model, not a curated record. Gene Ontology annotation, cellular component: NatA complex. Gene Ontology annotation, molecular function: protein-N-terminal-glutamate acetyltransferase activity; protein N-terminal-serine acetyltransferase activity. The transcript is spliced from 2 exons. Bases 1 to 723 code for a protein of 240 amino acids.